AUGGCGACCGUACGCCAUCACCCGCUCUUUGCCCCGCUGACCUUCGAGCCCUUCGAGAUCGACUACGAAGAAUUGGGACCAGACACGCCACAGCGCAAGGCGAAGCGACGCCGCAUUGUGAGCAACGCGGACCAGUAUCUGCGAGGCUCCCCUCUUUUCAUUCAAUCGGCUGCCCUUAGAGGUCCCUUUGAAACGGGGUGGCGGAAUCCAUGGGCUCAAAAGAAGCCCGCUCACCCUGCACCCUCAUCCAGAACUGCUCACUCUGCUGCACCUCGACAUAGACAGACUACUCGAGACCCUUCGCUAUCUCCAGAACCAGCCAAUCAAGAGCGACCAGCCAAUAAAGAGCCCAAUCGUGCUCCUCGCUCCAACCGUACUGCGGCAAAUACAAAUCCCAGGCAAAGGGAGCGUCAGGCUCGGGCUGAGGCGGACCACUUUGAACAGGAAAAGCGCAAGGCAAAGGCUCAGAGGAGAGAGCAGCGGCGUCAGGAACUGAAGAAGCGGGAGGAAAGGGCUGCUGAGCUUCGGAAAGACCAUUGCGGGAACAGUCCAGCACGACCGGUUGAUCUGACCGGCGCCAGCGCCUCCUUCAAUACUCGCCUCACGGCAGAGGUACUUGGUGACAGUCAUCAAGUUGCGAUAGACGCUGCAGAAGAAGAAAUUGCGCGGAACAGAGAUUAUGGAUCAAGAGAAAUACGCAGCAGCUUUACAGAUGAGUGGCUCAACCGCCUUCGAUCACCUGCCCAGACGCCUGAGCUGUCCCCUGUGCGCGUUUCUGAAUCAGGCAAGCAGGUGGAUGUGCUCGAGGCUUUGAGUCCAACUAGAAGACCGGCAAAACGCCCUGAUGUCGACAGUAAUGGUGCGAUCGACUCAUCUAGGCCAGAUGCCAAAUUCCUGUCUGAGCGCCAGAGGUUCGCUGUACCAGAAAGCCGCCAUCCGAGGAGGAAAGAUAGAAGAAAAGCUGCGUCCGCGUCCUUUCAAGCCGACGAUGAAGUUACUGAGGAGGAUGUUGUCUUCAGAAACCCUUCGGCUGCUCCAUCGUCAUCUUUUACAAGACCACAAGAUCUGCUGUCUCUGAAGCAACGUGCCGAUGGCACUAAAGAGAGAAGAUAUAGGCCUGCCAAGAAGGAUUCCAAAUUCUCAAAGCUCGCGCUAGCGGAGACGGGCAUGCACUCGGCCUCGAAAGUAGAGCUUAACGAGGGAUCUUCACGCAGGAAACCCUCUUCCAGCAGCCAAGAACGCAUGGAUGGCGUUCAAAGAAACGUUUCUCAUACAGCAAGACGGCGAGGCUUUGAGCUUGCAUCCGCUCCUGGCCCUGAAAACCCAUCGUCUCGGCCAGCACAUCAGCAACACAAAAAACACCCUAGUGGUUUCACCCCCAUAAACAAACGCUUCUCAUCUCCUCCAGCUGAACCUUCACAACCAGCCGCAAGCACCACUCCUGCAGGACGCCCAGUCUUGGGAGUGAAGGCAGCCACGAACAAUGCUAAUCCCGCAGAGCUAACGAGUGCAUCUCUUGAUCCCAACAACGGGGGUGUCUUGGUCAUGUCCGCAGGCGACAUCCGGCUUGACAACGAACCUCUACACAUGUUUAGCGGACAUCUCGAAGGGCAAGAGAACAAUUUCCGCAAUGAUGAGAACAAGGUUUCUGGGCAAUCGCCUCUCAAGGAGGUUGCUGUACGGUCUCCUGAGCAAGGCGCGACUUCCGCAUCCACGAAGUCCCGAAAGCGUAGAAGGGAUCAUCCUUUACAUGCUUCGCCGACUGCUAUGAACUCUCCAGGUUUCGCUUACCGCAAAGUCUCUGAUCCUAUGACCAAUGUCCCAAGGCUUCAACCUAUGAACCAAUCAAGCAUAGAAGUGGAGACACGGAAGAAAAAAAGGGCACGUCUGAUGAUGUUUGGUUCUUUGUCUCCUCAGCCUGUCGAGGCGACAAAAUUGGAACCCGAAAAUCAGAUUACUUUGUACGAAGACCAGCCCACAAUCACCGAUGAGGCGAGAAAAGAGCAGACGGACACUGUAGCAGGCAGCCAAGUGGCCAAGGCCGAUGAGCACAGCCCAGUUCGCGACCUUUCUACUCAAGCAGCCAUCCUUUUCGCUCAACGAGAGUUCCAACACGAAUUUCAGUCACCCUUGCGAAAUGUAGCCGCAGCUUCACCAGAAAAAGUGGCCAGUUCGCAACAGACCAGGACCAGUACCCCUCCACCAUCUCAGCCUCCAGCCGAGUAUACCGCUAUCACUCCCUUCAAAGCCUUCAACAAGGGCAAACCUUUCCUCACUGAACAUCUCUCUCAGCCUGGACCGGCGCAAAUGAGCACCCAGGAGCUGUUCAACGCCGCCACUCCGGUUACAUUCAGCACGGUGAAGAAGGACAAGAACACACAGAAGAGAGUCAGCUUGGCAGCCUCACCCUUGAAGUCCGCAGGCGGGCCCGAACCAGAAGCCGACGACAGGAGCGGCGACAUCGCCACUCCUCCAACAGGCGUCGAAGGCGACACGACGACCGCGGCCGGCGGGGUCACGUUUGGCGAAAUCUCCACCACGCCCCCGACGCCGAAGUUCCCGGGUUUCGCCAAGGGAGGAGCAGCAGCACCCGCCUCGGGACCGAGGCCCCAUUCUCUCAACCCAGCUCUGUCCUCCGCGCUCAAGAUCAGGAAUCCGAGUCUCACGGCGGCCGCUCGGCGCACGUCCAGCCAAGGUAGCUCGUCUUUCUCCAGACAGAGCGCUCAACCACCACCACCACCGCCGCCGUCAUCGUCCGCGCCGGUGGUGAGAAGCGCUUUGCGUCAAGAAUAUCGUCGCAACCUGUCCCAAGGCCGCAGCCCGAGCUCGCAACGGCAGCGCUCGUCUCAGCAGCAACAGGCGCAGCAGAGGCAGCCGGCCCCCUUGGAUGAUGUGGAUCUAGACUCGGCUAUGGAUGCUGCGGAUUCGUUCCUCGACACGGCGAAGCUUGGGAUAGAGUGGAAGGGGUCGGCGGGGAGGAGUGGUGUCGCACGGAGGGUUUGA
Diplodia corticola is the source of this 3003-nucleotide messenger RNA. RefSeq names its product vacuolar protein sorting-associated protein 11 like. NCBI's taxonomy places the organism in Eukaryota, Fungi, Ascomycota, Dothideomycetes, Botryosphaeriales, Botryosphaeriaceae. The record is from RefSeq and is a predicted model, not a curated record. The transcript has a single exon. The coding region runs from base 1 to 3003 and encodes 1000 amino acids.